GGGCCGCGGGUUCGGCCGCUUCCGACGUUCGAAGACAGCUGGCCACCGGGGGCGCCAGAAGGCGGCCGGCGCUCUAGCCCGCCCGCGUUCUCUAUGGCCGCUGCGUUUCCGGGUUGCGCCGCCCGGUCCAGAGCGCCGCCCCAGCCAGCGCCGCCUUGGAGGAGGCCUGAAAGUUCUUUGGGGUUCUGACGCCCCCAGGACCCAAGGGCGCGGGUGCGGACGCCAGCCUGUCCAACCCUGGCCCAGCCCCAGAGCCAUGCCGCUCUGUGACCCGUGACUCCAUCCCGACCGGACCGGACCCCCUCGGAAGCACGCUGCCCCCACUCUGAGUGGAACCUCUCAUGCCGCCCCGGCCGGCCUUGAACCGAGACCCGGCCACUAGAGCUUGGGCCCCAGCGCCCCGCCUCCUCGCCCUGCGUGGGAAGCUGCUGCCGCUGGCCGGCCUUUACCUGGUGCAGGGCCUGCCCUAUGGGCUGCAGUCUGGGCUGCUGCCCGUGCUGCUGCGGGCCCGUGGCCUCUCCCUGACACGCGUGGGACUGGCCAAGGCGCUGUACGCACCGUGGCUGUUCAAGCUUGUGUGGGCCCCGCUGGUGGACACUCGGGGCUCCCCAAGGGCCUGGCUGACGCUCAGCACAGCUGCUCUGGGCCUGGUGUGUGGGCUGCUGGCAUCCCACCCUCCCGCCGCAGCUGGUCAGGCCGGGCUGCCUGUCACGGUGGCGGGGCUGCUUCUGCUGCUGAAUCUGGCUGCAGCUGUGCAGGAUGUGGCCCUGGACAUGCUGGCUGUGCGGCUCCUGGAGCCCGCAGAGCUGGGGCCUGGCAACACUGUGCAGGUGGUCGCAUACAAGCUGGGGGCGGUGCUGGCUGGGGGUGGGCUGCUGGCCAUUGUGCCCACCCUCUCCUGGCCCCUGCUCUUCCUGCUCCUGGCUGCCACUUACUGGUUGGCUGCUGCCUUGACCUGGGUGGCACCAGCCCUGCGACAGCUUCCCACACCUCUGCCCUCAGAACACCCCCGACACACUCUGCACCUUGGGCAGGACUUGCUGGCCGUGCCUGGGACCCUGUGGACAGUGGGCUUCGUGCUCACCUACAAGCUGGGCGAGCAGGGCACCAGCGGCCUGUUCCCACUGCUCUUGCUGGACUGCGGCAUCUCUACCCCAGAGCUGGGGCUGUGGAAUGGUGUGGGCGCUGUGGCCUGCUCCAUUGCUGGCUCGUCCCUGGGUGGGGCCCUCCUGGCCAGGCGCCGGCAGCCACUGCCCCUGUUGAAGUCAGCGCUUCAGUUCCGUCUUGGGGGCCUGGCCUGUCAGACUGCCAUGCUCUUUCACCUGGACAGCCCUGGGGCCAGCCUGGCCCCCAGCACAGUCCUGAGAGGGGCAGCCCUGCUGAGCCUGUGUCUGCAGCACUUCCUGGGGGGCCUGGUCACAACCACCACCUUCACCCUGAUGAUGCACUGCAGCCAGCUGGCACCAAGUGCCCUGCAGCAGGCCACACACUACAGUCUCCUGGCUACUCUAGAGCUACUGGGGAAGCUGCUGAUGGGCACGCUGGCUGGAGCCCUAGCUGACAACCUGGGGCCACGCCUCUGCUUCUCUGUCUUCCUCGCUCUCUCAGCCGCACCCAUGCUGUACCUGGGCCUUGCACCCAACACCCUGGCCUGAACUGGGUGUCCAGACUUACCAAUAAAGUGGAGUGUGCCUUU
Messenger RNA from Mesoplodon densirostris (Blainville's beaked whale), 1696 nucleotides. RefSeq names its product major facilitator superfamily domain containing 3 (gene SLC33A2). Lineage: Eukaryota; Metazoa; Chordata; Mammalia; Artiodactyla; Ziphiidae. The transcript has 5 exons. Gene Ontology annotation, molecular function: acetyl-CoA transmembrane transporter activity. Gene Ontology annotation, cellular component: membrane. Gene Ontology annotation, biological process: transmembrane transport. The coding region runs from base 342 to 1655 and encodes 437 amino acids. The record is from RefSeq and is a predicted model, not a curated record.